UGCUGGAGGAGGAGUGUGCGGGGAGAAGGAUGGCUGAAGCUAACCGCGAUGUGCUUGUGGAGGCUAUAAAAAAGUUAGAAGCAGAGCUAGCAGAGGUGAAAGAGAAAGUGGUGGCCACGGAGGCGAAGUUAGUAGGGUCUUUCGGACUAGAGAUGGAACGUGACAAGCUGAAGGCAGACCAAGUGGCGAUGACUGACAAAUGGAUGGAAAAUAGCCAGUUCUGCGCGCAACAUGAAGCGCGGAUGGAGAAUCUAGAUAACAUAAUUAAUGAUUUGCAAGAAGAUGUACUUGCAAACGGAUAAGGAGAUAUUGGAGAAGGAGAAGAAAGAAUUGCAGCAAAAGUGGGAGAGGGGUUGGAAAUGAAAGUUGCAAGUGCACAUAAGCAGAAGUUGGAGGUAGAGCUCCAGUUAAACAGUAAGUUGAAAGAGAAAGAGGGGGCCAUAGCCAGAAUCGAGGGACAGUUGAAAGAAAUGGACGAGACGGCAGAAGAGGCAGCAGUAGAAGCCACGAGGCAACGCGUUAGGGAUCGCGAGAUUACCGAACGCAAGUUCGUGAGGAUUGCUGAAGUGGAUACUGCAAAAUAUCUAGAUCUUGCGCUGUGUAAUAAGAAGCAGACCCCAGAGGAGAAAUGGGCUGCGCUGCAUAAUCAUGCAUAUCAUUAGUUUCUCCAUAAUUUAAAUUUGAUUGCACAUAAUAGUUGUACUCAGAAUUCCAACUAUAAUUAAAAUGAUUCAUAUGGUAAAAACUAAAUGACAAACUAUUUUUUUUUAAAUGACAAUUAAGGUAAAAAGAAAAAGAAAAUAAAAUUAAGAGAACAAAAACAAUGUUAAGAUAUUAAAAUAAAAUUGGAGGAACAAGCGCCAUCAACUAAUAAAAAUAAAAAGUUAGGAGGCACAAGUGCCAUCAAUUAGUAAAUUGCAAAUAAAAUUAAAUUAAAAUAACAACAAGAUAUAUAAAGAAAAUUACAACAAAAUUAGGAGGCACAAAUGUCGUCAACUUAUAAAAAUUAAAAUGAU
Molecule: messenger RNA, 1016 nt
Organism: Humulus lupulus (European hop)
Lineage: Eukaryota; Viridiplantae; Streptophyta; Magnoliopsida; Rosales; Cannabaceae
Exons: 2
Coding region: 360-662 (100 amino acids)
Source: RefSeq, a predicted model, not a curated record